ACAACUACUGCACCAACCACGACAACUACUGCCCCAACCACGACAACUACUGCCCCAACCACGACAACUACUGCUCCAACCACAACUACUGCCCCAACUACAACUACUACGGCACCAACCACUACGACUGCUCCAACAACUACAACUACUGCCCCAACUACAACAACCACUGCCCCAACUACAACAACCACUGCACCAACCACAACCACUACUGUUCCAACCACAACAACUACUGCCCAAACCACAACUACUACAGCUCCAACCACAACAACUACUGCCCCAACCACCACAACUACUGCACCAACCACGACAACUACUGCCCCAACCACAACUACUACUGCCCCAACCACAACUACUACUGCACCAACCACAACCACUACUGCUCCAACCACAACAACUGCCCAAACCACAACUACUACAGCUCCAACCACAACAACUACUGCACCAACCACGACAACUACUGCUCCAACCACAACAACUACUGCCCCAACUACAACUACUACAGCUCCAACCACAACAACUACUGCACCAACCACGACAACUACUGCCCCAACUACUACUGCACCAACCACUACAACUGCUCCAACCACUACAACUACUGCCCCAACUACAACAACCACUGCCCCAACUACAACAACCACUGCACCAACCACAACCACUACUGCUCCAACCACAACAACUACUGCCCAAACCACAACUACUACAGCUCCAACCACAACAACUACUGCCCCAACCACCACAACUACUGCCCCAACCACAACUACUACUGCUCCAACCACAACAACUACUGCACCAACCACAACUACUACUGCAUCAACUACAACAACUACUGCACCAACCACGACAACUACUGCCCCAACCACAACUACUACUGCACCAACUACAACAACUACUGCACCAACCACAACUACUACUGUUCCAACGACAACUACUGCACUAACCACUACAACUACUGCUCCAAUCACAACUACUGCCCCAACCACAACUACUACUGCACCAACCACGACAACUACUGUCCCAACCACAACUACUGCACCGACCACAACUACUGUCCCAACCACAACUACUGCUCCAACCACAACUACUGCACCAACCACAACAACUACUACACUAACCACGACAACUACUGCCCCAACCACAACAACUACUGCCCCAACCACAACUACUACUGCUCCAACCACAACUACUGCCCCAACCACAACUACUACUGCUCCAACCACAACUACUACUGCACCUACCACAACUACUGCAUCAACCACAACAACUACUGCUCCAACCACAACUACUGCACCGACCACAACAACUACUGCAUCAACCACGACAACUACUGCUCCAACCACAACUACUGCACCGACCACAACAACUACUGUCCCAACCACAACUACUGCUCCAACUACAACUACUGCACCAACCACAACAACUACUACACCAACCACGACAACUACUGCCCCAACCACAACUACUACUGCACCGACCACAACAACUACUGCCCCAACCACAACUACUACUGCUCCAAUCACAACAACUACUGCCCCAACUACAACUACUAUGGCACCAACCACAACAACUACUGCCCCAACCACAAGUACUUCUGCCCCAACCACAACUACUAAUGCUCCAACCACAACUGCCCAAACCACAACUACUACAGCUCCAACCACAACAACUACUGCCCCAACCACCACAACUACUGUCCCAACCACAACUACUACUGCUCCAACCACAACAACUACUGCUCCAACCACAACAACUACUGCACCAACCACGACAACUACUGCACCAACAACUACUACUGCCCCAACCACAACUACUACAGCUUCAACCACAACAACUACUGCCCCAACCACAACUACUACAGCUCCAACCACAACAACUACUGCCCCAACCACAACAACUACUGCUCCAACCACAACAACUACUGCCCCAACCACAACUACUACUGCACCAACUACAACAACUACUGCACCAACCACGACAACUACUGCCCCAACCACAACUACUACUGCACCAACCACAACCACUACUGCUCCAACCACAACAACUACUGCCCAAACCACAACUACUACAGCUCCAACCACAACAACUACUGCCCCAACCACCACAACUACUGCCCCAACCACAACUACUACUGCUCCAACCACAACAACUACUGCUCCAACCACAACAACUACUGCACCAACCACGACAACUACUGCACCAACAACUACUACUGCCCCAACCACAACUACUACAGCUCCAACCACAACAACUACUGCCCCAACCAAAACUACUACAGCUCCAACCACAACAACUACAGCCCCAACCACAACAACUACUGCUCCAACCACAACAACUACUGCCCCAACCACAACUACUACUGCACCAACUACAACAACUACUGCACCAACCACGACAACUACUGCCCCAACCACAACUACUACUGCACCAACUACAACUACGACAACUACUGCACCGACCACAACUACUGUCCCAACCACAACUACUGUCCCAACCACAACUACUGCUCCAACCACAACUACUGCACCAACCACGACAACUACUACACCAACCACGACAACUACUGCCCCAACCACGACAACUACUGCCCCAACCACAACUACUACUGCACCGACAACAACAACUACUGCCUCAACCACAACUUCCACUGCUCCUACCACAACAACUACUGCUCCAACCACAACUACUGCUCCAACCACAACUACUGCACCGACCACAACUACUACUGCCCCAACCACAACAACUACUACACCAACCACGACAACUACUGCCCCAACCACAACAACUACUGCCCCAACUACAACUGCACCAACCACAACAAAUACUGCCCCAACCACAACUACUACUGCUCCAACCACAACUACUACUGCAACAACCACAACUACUGCUCCAACCACAACAACUACUGCCCCAACCACAACUACUACUGCUCCAACCACAACUACUACUGCACCAACCACAACUACUCCAUCAACCACAACAACUACUGCCCCAACCACAACUACUACUGCUCCAACCACAACUACUACUGCACCAACCACAACUACUCCAUCAACCACAACAACUACUGCCCCAACCACAACUACCACUGCUCCUACCACAACAACCACUGCUCCAACCACAACAACUACUGCCCCAACUACAACUACUACUGCACCAACCACAACUACUGCACCAACCACAACAACUACAGCCCCAACCACAACUACUACUGCACCAACCACAACAACUACUGCCCCAACCACAACUACCACUGCUCCUACCACAACAACUACUUCUCCAACCACAACUACUGCUCCAACCACAACUACUACUACUACUGCUCCAACCACAACAACUGCAUCGACCAUAACAACUACUACUACAACCACAACUACUGCUCCAACCACAACUACUGCACCGACCACAACAACUACUGUCCCUACCACAACUACUGCUCCAACCACAACUACUGCACCGACCACAACAACUACUACACCAACCACGACAACUACUGCCCUAACCACAACAACUACUGCUCCAACCACAACAACUACUGCCCCAACCACAACUACUACUGCUCCAACCACAACUACUACUGCACCAACGACAACUACUCCAUCAACCACACCAACUACUGCCCCAACCACAACUACUACUGCUCCAACCACAACUACUACUGCACCAACCACAACUACUCCAUCAACCACAACAACUACUGCCCCAACCACAACUACCACUGCUCCUACCACAACAACUACUGCUCCAACCACAACAACUACUGCCCCAACUACAACUACUACUGCUCCUACCACAACAACUACUUCUCCAAACACAACUACUACAACAACUACUGCUCCAACCACAACAACUACUGCCCCAACCACAACUACUACUGCACCAACUACAACAACUACUGCACCAACCACGACAACUACUGCCCCAACCACAACUACUACUGCACCAACUACAACUACUACUGCACCAACCACAACUACUACUGUUCCAACGACAACUACUGCACUAACCACUACAACUACUGCUCCAAUCACAACAACUACUGCCCCAACCACAACUACUACUGCACCAACCACGACAACUACUGUCCCAACCACAACUACUGCACCGACCACAACUACUGUCCCAACCACAACUACUGCUCCAACCACAACUACUGCACCGACCACAACUACUGUCCCAACCACAACUACUGCUCCAACCACAACUACUGCACCAACCACAACAACUACUACACUAACCACGACAACUACUGCCCCAACCACAACAACUACUGCCCCAACUACAACUGCACCAACCACAACAACUACUGCCCCAACCACAACUACUACUGCUCCAACCACAACAACAACUGCUCUAACCACAACAACUACUGCCCCAACCACAACUACUACUGCUCCAACCACAACUACUACUGCACCUACCACAACUACUGCAUCAACCACAACAACUACUGCCCCAACCACAACUACUACUGCUCCAACCACAACAACUACUGCUCCAAUCACAACAACUACUGCCCCAACUACAACUACUAUUGCACCAACCACAACUACUGCACCAACCACAACAACUACUGCCCCAACUAUAACAACUACAGCCCCAACCACAACUACUACUGCACCAACCACAACAACAACUGCCCCAACCACAACUACCACUGCUCCUACCACAACAACUACUGCUCCAACCACAACUACUGCUCCAACCACAACUACUGCAUCAACCACGACAACUACUGCUCCAACCACAACUACUGCACCGACCACAACAACUACUGUCCCAACCACAACUCCAACCACAACUACUACUGCACCGACAACAACAACUACUGCCUCAACCACAACUUCCACUGCUCCUACCACAACAACUACUGCUCCAACCACAACUACUGCUCCAACCACAACUACUGCACCGACCACAACUACUACUGCCCCAACCACAACAACUACUACACCAACCACGACAACUACUGCCCCAACCACAACAACUACUGCCCCAACUACAACUGCACCAACCACAACAAAUACUGCCCCAACCACAACUACUACUGCUCCAACCACAACUACUACUGCAACAACCACAACUACUGCUCCAACCACAACAACUACUGCCCCAACCACAACUACUACUGCUCCAACCACAACUACUACUGCACCAACCACAACUACUCCAUCAACCACAACAACUACUGCCCCAACCACAACUACUACUGCUCCAACCACAACUACUACUGCACCAACCACAACUACUCCAUCAACCACAACAACUACUGCCCCAACCACAACUACCACUGCUCCUACCACAACAACCACUGCUCCAACCACAACAACUACUGCCCCAACUACAACUACUACUGCACCAACCACAACUACUGCACCAACCACAACAACUACAGCCCCAACCACAACUACUACUGCACCAACCACAACAACUACUGCCCCAACCACAACUACCACUGCUCCUACCACAACAACUACUUCUCCAACCACAACUACUGCUCCAACCACAACUACUGCACCGACCACAACAACUACUGCAUCAACCACGACAACUACUGCACCGACCACAACUACUGUCCCAACCACAACUACUGUCCCAACCACAACUACUGCUCCAACCACAACUACUGCACCAACCACAACAACUACUACACCAACCACGACAACUACUGCCCCAACCACGACAACUACCGCCCCAACCACAACUACUACUACAACUACUGCCCCAACUACAACUACUACUGCACCAACCACAACUACUGCACCAACCACAACAACUACAGCCCCAACCACAACUACUACUGCACCAACCACAACAACUACUGCCCCAACCACAACUACCACUGCUCCUACCACAACAACUACUUCUCCAACCACAACUACUGCUCCAACCACAACUACUGCACCGACCACAACAACUACUGCAUCAACCACGACAACUACUGCACCGACCACAACUACUGUCCCAACCACAACUACUGUCCCAACCACAACUACUGCUCCAACCACAACUACUGCACCAACCACAACAACUACUACACCAACCACGACAACUACUGCCCCAACCACGACAACUACUGCCCCAACCACAACUACUACUGCACCGACAACAACAACUACUGCCUCAACCACAACUUCCACUGCUCCUACCACAACAACUACUGCUCCAACCACAACUACUGCUCCAACCACAACUACUGCACCGACCACAACUACUACUGCCCCAACCACAACAACUACUACACCAACCACGACAACUACUGCCCCAACCACAACAACUACUGCCCCAACUACAACUGCACCAACCACAACAAAUACUGCCCCAACCACAACUACUACUGCUCCAACCACAACUACUACUGCAACAACCACAACUACUGCUCCAACCACAACAACUACUGCCCCAACCACAACUACUACUGCUCCAACCACAACUACUACUGCACCAACCACAACUACUCCAUCAACCACAACAACUACUGCCCCAACCACAACUACUACUGCUCCAACCACAACAACUACUGCUCCAAUCAUAACAACUACUGCCCCAACUACAACUACUACUGCACCAACCACAACUACUGCACCAACCACAACUACUGCUCCAACCACAACUACUGCACCGACCACAACUACUACUGCCCCAACC
Molecule: messenger RNA, 6645 nt
Organism: Solea solea (common sole)
Lineage: Eukaryota; Metazoa; Chordata; Actinopteri; Pleuronectiformes; Soleidae
Product: mucin-2-like
Exons: 7
Source: RefSeq, a predicted model, not a curated record